Molecule: messenger RNA, 912 nt
Organism: Lepus europaeus (European hare)
Lineage: Eukaryota; Metazoa; Chordata; Mammalia; Lagomorpha; Leporidae
Gene: ANKRD37
Product: ankyrin repeat domain 37
Exons: 5
Coding region: 254-730 (158 amino acids)
Molecular function (GO): protein binding
Source: RefSeq, a predicted model, not a curated record
CCGGGUUGCACGUGGCAGUGUUUGUGUACGUGCGGCGGCUGCUUGCCAGGGGGAAGUCCCGGCAGCUAAGGAUUCAACUGCUGGGGCGCGGCCAAAUCUGGGGUGCGGCGGCUUGGGGCCGGCCCGCUAGCCCCGGCGGUCUUUAAAUUUUCCUGCACUGGGGCGAGCCUGUGGAUGCUUACCUGCCAGUCUGCAGUGGGCGUCCCAGCUCUCUGCGCUUCCAGGGACUCCUCUCCCCUGCGGUAGGCGAGAAAUGCUGUUGCUUGACUGUAACCCGGAGGUGGACAGUCUGAAGCAUUUGCUGGAGACGGGGGCUUCGGUCAACGCACCCCCAGAUCCUUGUGAGCAGUCACCUGUCCACUUCGCCGCAGGUGGCGGCUUUGCUCACUUUCUUCUCUGGCAGCUGCAAACCGGCGCUGACCUCAACCAACAGGAUGUUUUGGGAGAAGCUCCGCUACACAAGGCUGCCAGAGUCGGAAGCCUGGAAUGCCUUAGCCUGCUUGUAGCCAAUGAUGCCCAAAUUGAUUUAUGUAACAAAAAUGGGCAAACAGCUGAAGAUCUUGCUUGGUCAUGUGGAUUUCUGGAAUGUGCCAAAUUUCUUACAACAAUUAAAUCUAUGCAGACAAUAAAAUCAAAUGAACAACCCAACAAGGAUCAUUGUGUUCCAGUACUCAGACAAAAACGAAGGUUUGGAAACGUGGAAUGUACAAAUGGGAAAAGGAAGUGUUGAUGUCAUGGUGGCUAUGAAGUUUGAGGAUGGCCUUCAUUCGUGCUGGUCUACAAGCUGUGGCUUCUGGUUUACCAUAUACAUCUCAACUCCAUUUAAGGAGAAGGAAAACUUUCUCUUCCAAGUGAAGAUAGCAUUUAGGAAUACAUGUAUUUACAUGUCCAUCAUAUUUUGUUGUGUAUGCU